AUGAAAAGAAUCACUGAUAUGGUGGACGAGGAGGUGGAUCAUGCUGCAUCUGAAGACAUGAAAAGUGAAGAUGGUGAUGUGAUUGACUGCGUCGACAUUUACAAACAACCUGCAUUUGAUCAUCCACUUAUAAAGCAUUUACAGUAUGCCUUUGUUUCUGAAAGUGGUAGUACCUACUAUGGGGCGCACGCAUCAUUUAAUGUGUGGAAUCCUAAGACAGAGGCUAAUGAAUUUAGCUUAUCUCAAAUUUGGGUUUUGUCUGAGGUAACAACCUUGAAUACUAUUGAAGCUGGAUGGAUGGUUUAUCCCGGAAGGUAUCUUGACAAUCAGACAAGGUUCUUUAUAUAUUGGACAAGCGAUAACUAUCAAAGCACAGGAUGUUAUGAUCUUGGUUGCCCCGGUUUUGUACAAACAAAUCAUAAGUUUGCCAUUGGUUCCACCAUAACACCUGUUUCCACCUACAAUGGAAAGACAUUCGACAUAUCUAUACUGAUAUUCAAGGACAACAACUCUGGAAAUUGGUGGCUUCAGCUGCAAGAUGUGGUAUUAGGUUACUGGCCUGGUUCCAUCUUCACAGGCUUAGCUGAAAGCUCUACGACAGUGGAAUGGGGAGGAGAGAUCAUCAACUCAAGAUCAGCACAACAUCACACAACCACUCAAAUGGGGAGUGGCCAUUUUCCCUUCGAACGAUAUGGAAAAUCAAGUUUUUUCUAUAAUCUUAAAGUCAUUGACAACUCAAACACUCAGCAAGAUCCAGCUUCCCUUCAACCAUAUGUUACAGAUUCUGCAUGCUAUGAUUUACAUGUUGAGGAAAACAGAAAUACUGAUCUCGGAACUUAUUUUUACUAUGGGGGUCCCGGAUAUUCUGCAGAAUGCCCAUGA
Camellia sinensis is the source of this 882-nucleotide messenger RNA. The record is from RefSeq and is a predicted model, not a curated record. Lineage: Eukaryota; Viridiplantae; Streptophyta; Magnoliopsida; Ericales; Theaceae.